Messenger RNA from Styela clava, 1342 nucleotides. RefSeq names its product sodium-dependent organic anion transporter-like. Gene Ontology annotation, cellular component: membrane. NCBI's taxonomy places the organism in Eukaryota, Metazoa, Chordata, Ascidiacea, Stolidobranchia, Styelidae. The record is from RefSeq and is a predicted model, not a curated record.
AAUAUUUAUUAUUUUAUCCUUAGCUGCAAAGUGUAUAGAAAACAUAUUUAAACGAUAUCGAAUGCAUAAAAUGAACUCUACGGAAUCUACAACGAUAGCGUGUGUUACCAUCGAUUCUAAUGAUACACUGCCCCAAAAUUCAACCUGGAAGCCUUGCACGGACGAUGAGGAAGACAACGGAAAGCUAAAGUUUAUAGUGUCAAUCGCUACAGCACUUUUAUUAGCAACUAUUAUGAUCGGCAUAGGAUGCACUAUUGAAAUUCAACGCCUCGUAAAACAUUUUAAGAAUCCGACUGGAAUAAUAACAGGCCUUGUAUGCCAAUUUAUUAUCAUGCCAUUUCUUGGAUACAUGUGGGCAUCAAUAUUUAGCAUGGAGGACCCAGAAACGUUAUCAGUACUAAUAGUUGGUUCGUGCCCCGGAGGAACUUUUUCUAAUAUCGUUGCUUUUUGGAUCGAUGGAGACAUGGAACUCAGUGCAGCCAUGACAACCGUUUCGAUUAUUGUGUCGUUAGGAAUGUUACCAUUACUGCUUUAUAUUUAUUCGUGCGUUUUAUCAAAUAGUUCAACACGAGUACCAUUUGAUGGUCUAGGAAUCUCUAUCGCUCUCGUUUUAAUUCCACUAGCGAUUGGUACAUUUAUUAGAUACAAGAGGAAGGAUAAGGCGAUAAAGCUGGCAAAGGUUUUGGCAAUAGUGGGAUUACUGGCUCUGAUGCUUGUUUCGUCUAUUUCUUUAUAUAUGUUUCUGGAUAUGUGGGUGUUCCGAGUUGGACCAUUUGUCACUGCAAUGUGUUUUCCAUUAUGUGGAAUGAUUCUGGGAUAUGUGUUGUCAACUAUGAUAUCUUCUAUGUCCAAAUCUUUAUGGUUAUCACAUCGAAAACGAAGGACGAUCUGCGUUGAAAUAGGGAUACAAAAUGUUCAAAUAGCAAUCUCAAUAGUCAAUCUUGCUGGAUGGCCGCUUGAUGUGAUGUCUAGAGUUCUUCUCUUCCCAGCAAUGUAUGGAUUAUCACAGACUAUCGCAUGUGCUUUGUAUGCCUUAUCAUAUCACAUGAUAUAUUAUUUACGCAAAGGGAAGUUUAAGAAGCUUCACAGGGAACAAGAACAAACAGAAGAAAAACCAAGUCCGAAAAGACCCAUUUCAACAAUCACAUCAGAUAACCCUACAUUCGAGAAUAAGGAAUAGAAAGAUAAAGUGUUUGUUUUUUAAGUACUGUUUGAAAGUGUGCAUUAUAUUUUGAAAUUUUCUCCGUGUGCCUUUUUUUGAUAAAAUUGCUUACUGUGUGUGUUGUUGAGUUGAUAUGAUAAAAAAAUUAUUAAAAGAACCAUUUGAUGUGUUCAUAAAAAA